Messenger RNA from Trichoderma aggressivum f. europaeum, 1605 nucleotides. RefSeq lists its product as uncharacterized. The record is from RefSeq and is a predicted model, not a curated record. Gene Ontology annotation, molecular function: catalytic activity. The transcript has 3 exons. The coding region runs from base 1 to 1605 and encodes 534 amino acids. Gene Ontology annotation, biological process: nucleoside metabolic process. NCBI's taxonomy places the organism in Eukaryota, Fungi, Ascomycota, Sordariomycetes, Hypocreales, Hypocreaceae.
AUGUCGAAUCCGAACGAUUACACAGUCGGCUGGAUCUCCGCCAUCACGACCGAAUAUGUUGCUGCCCGAGCUAUGCUUGAUGAAAUACACGAAGGACCAGAGAUGGUUUCCACCAACGACAGUAAUAAUUACACAUUAGGUCGAAUUGGGAAGCAUAACAUCGUUAUCGCCGUUUUGCCCGAUGGAGAGUAUGGCACAUCUUCCGCAGCACGUGUGGCAGCAGAUCUGUCACACAGUUUCCCUCAUGUUCGAUUCGGUCUGCUAGUUGGCAUUGGCGGAGGCGCGCCAUCUCGAAAGCACGACAUUCGUUUGGGGGACGUGGUGGUGAGCUCUCCAGGAAGCAGUAACGGCUUUAGCCACAGUGGUGUAUUCCAGUAUGACUUUGGAAAAACUAUUCAGGGACAGAACUUCCAAACAACUGGAUUCCUAAAUCAACCUCCGUUUCUUUUACGAGCGGCAGUUACAGGCGUCAAGGCAAGAUAUGAGGAGGAAGGGCAUCGAAUUAAGGCAAACAUUGGUGCCAUUCUCGAUAAGAAUCCAAGGCUACGAAAGAAAUACCAACAACCUGAUUCAAGUCACGAUAUAUUAUAUGAAAGUCAUAUCUGCCACCCUAUGAACGAACGGAGUUGUGUUGCAACAUGUGGAAAUACUCCAUCUUCCAUCAUCUCUCGACCUGAAAGGGGUGAGUAUGAGGAUGACCCAAUGAUCCAUUAUGGCUUGAUUGCUUCAGCAAACCAGCUCAUGAAAGACGCCGUGCUUCGGGACAAGCUCGCUACAGAAAAUGAUGUCAAGUGCUUUGAGACGGAAGCAGCAGGGUUGAUGAAUCACUUUCCGUGUCUCGUUAUUCGUGGUAUUUGCGAUUAUUCAGAUUCGCAUAAGAAUGAGGAGUGGCGGGGAUAUGCAGCAAUGGUGGCAGCCAUGUACACAAAGGACCUUCUUCAUCAAAUCGCGCCCAAUAGAGUUGAGGCUGAAAAGAAGAUUGGAGAUCUAUUAUCUGAUUAUCGAGAUAUUGCAAGAGAACACCGUGAUGUUGCAAAGGAGCACCUAGACAUCACCAUGGAGGAUAUUCAAACUCAGGAAGAAAAAAGGUGUCGUCGGGAAGAAGAAAGUUGCCACCAGCUAUUCCGCCUAACAAGGAGUGACAAAGAUGUCACAUACGAGUGGUAUAAAGACCGAGUGGAAGAAAGGAUCGAAGGCACUUGCUUGUGGUUCCUCCAACACGAUCACUUCCAAACGUGGUUGAAGCAAGACUCCGGUCCGUUGCUAGUAUCAGCAGAUCCUGGUUGCGGAAAGUCGGUGUUGGCUAGGUAUCUGGUUGACGAGGCCCUCCAACGACCAGAAACUACCGUCUGCUACUUUUUCUUUAAAGACCGAGAUCAAAAUACCGUUCGGCAAGCUAUUUGUGCACUGCUCCACCAGCUCUUCGCCCAGAAGCCUUAUCUGAUCAAAUAUGCUAUGAAGGAAUAUCGCAAGGACGGAACAGGGUUGACCAACUCUACAAAAAUGCUCUGGCAGAUUUUACGGGAUGCUACUAAAGAUCCCCAGGCAGGACUUGAUACAUUCUGUGGAGAGGCAAUUCCACAGCAAUCAUUGUGGGAAGCUUAA